Molecule: messenger RNA, 886 nt
Organism: Cylicocyclus nassatus
Lineage: Eukaryota; Metazoa; Nematoda; Chromadorea; Rhabditida; Strongylidae
Source: the annotation of a GenBank genome assembly
CCCUUUUCUCCUGAUUAGUAAUAUCUUUAACUGGAAUUGAACAGGCACUAGUGCAUUAUGUUCAUCCGUCGUUGUACAAGUUAACCUUCAUCGUUUGUCUACGAGAAUGAAUCCUGCUGUUUUAUUUGACUUGUAGUAACUUGUGAGAUCGUGAUCUUUCAAUUGAGUGGUCCGCUCAAAAAGACAUGGUCUUCAGUUUCAGAGUUCAUUCUCAGGUAAUGGAGCGACUCAGCAGUGCGAUUGACACGCUCGUUGAUGAUACUUGCAAUGGACUGCUCAAACCAAAGCAUAUUCGGGCUGCGGCAAAAGAAUGCGGCUUGAAACUCGACAGAAGCGAAGCGGAUGCAGCUGUAACGAGGCUGGUGACACUUUUCCGCACCAAAUUUCGUUCAGGCAUUGACGAAAUAGUCCGCGAAUCGAAGAUAGAGGAGAAAUUGGCAAACUUGGAAGUCCUGGCGGCAUCUUGCAAAGCGAAAUGCGAGGAAUUAGGCGUUACGGAUGGUUACCGUCCACUUGGGGUUGAAGAAGAUCUGGAAGGCCACAUUUACCCUAUCGUUAGCGCCUACCAAGAGGCAUUGACCAACAAGAAUGCUGAGCUUGAGCAUGAUAUAGAGAGGACUCGAGAUGAAUUGAAGCAAGCAAACGGACGAGUGAAUUUGCUGGCUAAAAAGGCUGAAGCACUGAUGGCCGAUAAAGACGAAUCGUUGCCAUGAUCUCUUUGGAAACACAUCUUCUUGUCUCGGCGCUUGAUAUCAUUCAUUGUGUUGAUAUCUUGUAAAAUACACAUCUUGUCGAGAUAUUUCGCACAUGUGUUCUUUUUUUUUUAUUGAAGUCAAUCAUGUUUUUUUACCCCUCUGCUGUACAUAAAGAUUAUUAAAUCUCUGAU